UCCGGCGCCCGGCAGGGCUCACCAGUUUCUGGCUUUUCACCGAUUUCCCUUUCCCAGCUCCUGCUCCUCCAGAGCUCUGGGCUCUUGCUGCAGCCCCUGGCCUGGGCUCCCCCUCUUCUGCACACAGCUGAGCCCAGAAGGCUCUUGGGGAUCGCUCUCUUUCUGGGGCCCUGGCCGGCCUUGAGGUCUGAGGCGCAAGGCUGGUUCCGACCUGCUCCUUCCUGGAGUCUUGUGCUCAGGGGAAUGUGUGUCCCAGCUGGCCCUCCAAGCCGGAGAAAUGGGUGUGAGGCUGUGUCUUCUUUCACUCCUCUCCUACGCUCCACCCUGGGCCCUGGCUCAAGGGGAGGAGGGAGGGAUGGAGAGAAAGAACGCCUAAGCUCCCUGUGGCUCAGUUUCCCCAUCUUGACACGAACAGAGCGUUCUCAAAGUUGCUGUGAGAGCGCACGUGUUGAACACCUGGCGCAAAGUGCUUGCCAACAGCCUGCCUGGCCUCUCUCUGUGCGUGGCUUCAGGCGCGGCCGGAGCUGUGAAGGGGUUGGUGAUGACAGGCCCCUUUCCCAGGUGUAACCCUGUGUCUGAUUCUCCCUAAGAGCUGCCGAGGGGGUGAGUGAAACCAGGGCUGAAGAGGCAGGCAUUCCAAGGCCUCCCCUGCAAAGGGACCUCCCAGCCUGGUGGUUCCAUCCUGUCUCUGCAGAUGUGUGGCUGGCCGGUGGCCUCCGAGUGGGGACAGCGAUAAUCCCCAGGAGGUCUGGAUCUCACUCAUUCCGCCCUGGCCUCUGUGUGACCUGGAUGCCUGCCUUCCCUUCUGAACUGGGAGGAGCCUGCGUGGAGGAGGGCUGUCUUCCUCUCUCCUCCCUCCAAGUGCUCCCAGCUGGCGGGUCGCAGCAGGAGCCCCCAAAACAAAGCCAAGAGAUAAGUGCCUAUUUGGGGGAAUAUCUGCCUCUCUACCUCCCUGGGCAGGAAGGCUGGAGAAUGGCAUCUUUGUGCACGGAAUAAGCCGUAGAGCGGGGCAGGGCCCAGGCCGCCCACCCACCCUGGUGUGGCAGCCUCUGCCUGCUGUGAACCUCCGGGUCACCCGGCAGCUUCUCCGGGGUUGCUUUGCGCACGGGGCUGUGAGAAGCAAGGCAGAGUGGCUGCCUCUUGGGCUUCCCAGCAGGGCCUUUAGGUGUUGGGGUGCGGGUCGCUGCUCCACCAUCCCUAGGCUGGAACUCUCCUUAUCCGGUGAAAACGCUUGCUGUUCCUUGACCCCAGAGAAUGGGCAGAGGAGUUGGGGACCCCAGAGGACAGGCAGGAUCUCAUCGGGAAGCUGGGGAACGGGGCGGUGAAGCAGGACUCAGCCACUGCUACCGCGGGAACGUGGCAGCCCCUUUUGGUGACCAGCUACACUGCCAAUGAGGCAGCAGGCGCCGUGUCCCACCGGGAGGGGCUCUGGAUGGACCCUCUGGAGGGCAGGAGGGUCCCAGCCGAGGAGGGUGGGACGUGGAGACUGUGCGGGCGCCCCCUGGCGGCCGGGCCACCGCCGCGCCCCAGUGUGCCUGCUGCCCUCCUUGGUGCCCACGUGUCCUCGCCCCCAGCCUCACGCGUGAACUCCCUGCGAACCGCCCUGUUCCUCUGGGGAGGUCAGGGCAGACACCCACCCGGGCCCUGCCACGUGCAGUGAGUGCUCUGAGCGGCUGUCGAGGGCUGCUGGCUCCGACGCGCCGGGGAACCCUCGGGGACGCGGGGUCAAGAGGGGCAAAAUCACUCCGGAACGACGGGGCCGCCAUCCGCCCUGCACUGCGCGGGGCCGCGCACACUUCUGCCCCGGUCGGCUUGCGUGGACGCGGCCCUUCCUCGGGCCUUUCCUCAGGCCCAGCACGUUUGUGGUGACGUCCACCAGCACGGGGGACAGAGACCCCCUCACGAGUCCCCGUCGGCCCCGCGCGAGCCCCUGCGUGCACAGCCGCAGCGCUCAUUUCAGGGGACAGGGCUGCGCCCCCCCCACACUGUCGCCUUCCUAACGUCCAGACGCUCAGUCCCGAGCGGGGGGGGGGUCCCGCGUGGGGGUGGCGGGGGAGGGAGGGAGGGAGGGCGCCUCCGUGUCCCGCCCGGAGCCGCUCCUGCAGGUGAGCCGGCGGGGGACCCCGCACCCAAAGGCCGCUAAGGCCGGGGUCCUCGUGGGUCCCGCGGAGCCGGCAGACGGUGCGGCGCACGCUCCCCCGGACCCCGUCCAUGCACCGCCCCCGGCGUCUAAGGCUGUCAGGUCAAGACAGGAGCCACCGUCCCCCGAGACGCCAGGGCGGAAGCCUCGGGUCGCUGGUUCGAAGCUCCCCGGCCCGCGUUCGGGCCCGCGUCGUUGGCCCCCGUCCAGAUUCCUGGUUUGGAAGGAUCACCCGGGACGCUUCCCGAGCCUCCUCCGUGACUCUCGCCGAGAGAUGCUGGAGGGCCAGAGACGACGAUGAAGGAGUCGCCGGAAGUCCCGCGGUCCAGUCGGGUGGAGGCUCGCCCGAGCCCACCGGGCCCUGGAGUCCGAGGUCCGCGCAGCAGGGGGAGCUGGGCGCUCGGCCGCGGCCGCGGAACGCUCGCCUGGGUUCCCGGCGGCGGGGCUUGGCCUCCCUCCGCAGGUCGGUUACAGAGAACGCCGGCUCAGCCGCCCCCGGUAUGGGGCCAUCCCUCUCCCUCUCGGGAUUAAUGCCUGGAGGGGCCCCACCGCCCCGCUUCUGCCACUUCCGGCCCCCACCCGGUGGUUGGCGGUCCCAGCCGGCGGCAGUUCUCAGUCAGGUCCGCAGCCUGGUGGUAACUGCGCCAGGUGCAAGGCACGCCCCGCGGUGGCUGUAACUUGCAUUGCUUCAGCAGAGUUUUUCAGGGGACCGGAGCAGCGGGGCUGCCUGGGGGGUGAGGACUGAGGAAUUCCGACACAGCCCCCACGGUUACCCUUCUUGCAGGAUGGGCGCCAGGCCUCAUCCUCUUGGCUAAAGCUGAGGAAACCAGACCUUUUUUCUGGCUCCUACCGUGGCCUGAGCGAGUGCCUGCCUUCCUCCUGGCCUUCCGAAUGCUCUCCAUCUUGCCCACCUUCCAAGGAGCCCUUCAGAGGCUACAGGGAAUAAAAAGUCUUGGAGGCUGAGGGAGAGAGCGCUUGCCUAGCCUCGAGGUUGGAAAUCUCUCUUCUCUCCCCCACUGGCUGCAGAUGCAGAAGACCCAGAUCCGGGUUUGGUUCCCAGCACCCACGUGAAGGCUCACAACUGUCUGUAACUCUAGUUCCCUGAUACCUCUGACUUCUUUGGACACUAGGCAUACACAUAAGUAGGAAUAAAUAUAUUUUUUUAAUUAACUUCGUGGGCUGGUCAGAAGCUAAGAGCACUGGUUCUUCCAGAGGUCCUGAGUUCAGUUCCCAGCAACCACCUGGUGUGGCUCACGACCAUCUAUAAUGAGAUCUGGUGCCCUCUUCUGACAGGCAGGCGGAACAGUGUAUACAUAAUAAAUAAACACAUCUUUACAAAACCCGGCCUCGUUGGGGCACCAUCAGCUUACGACAUGCGUUCCUGGGAGGGAGGAUGAGGCGUGUCGCGGCCCGUGGCCGGUUGUAAUAAGUGUUCUUUGCUGGGUGUGUCAUCGUGUAAAUUUCCCUAUUUUAAUUUUUUCCUUCUUCCCGAUGAUGCCCUCAGUGCGGUGCAGAGGCUGUGGCAACUAACCACACAACGCUGCCCGCUCUGCUCAGUAAAUACUUCAGGCUUUGAGACCUUUCCAGCGGAGCCCUGCCGCCUCGGACAAGCCCGAAGCGGACAGGCCGGCCCGGAGCCGACACGAUGUGAUUGCAGAUGGCUUUUCUUCUACCUCCAAUCAUUUGAAAAUGCCGAAAGGCUUCUGAGCUCCCGGGCCGCGAGGGCCGACCGGUUGCGGCUUGCCAACACCUGAUCUCCGACUGCGGAGUGUGAGUGUGGACUAUGCCCUUCCUCUGCUCUGACAAAACGCCGGGCGGAAGCCCUUUAAGGCACGGUUUACUUCCUAACGCGAGGGAGCCGUCUGUCCGUCUGUCCGUCUGUGUGGCGGGAGUGUGAGGCAGCUGGCUGCACUGUG
This is a messenger RNA of Meriones unguiculatus (Mongolian gerbil), 4056 nucleotides long. RefSeq lists its product as uncharacterized. Bases 2212 to 2817 code for a protein of 201 amino acids. The transcript has 2 exons. Lineage: Eukaryota; Metazoa; Chordata; Mammalia; Rodentia; Muridae. The record is from RefSeq and is a predicted model, not a curated record.